This is a messenger RNA of Aspergillus glaucus CBS 516.65, 682 nucleotides long. Its product is annotated as DUF167 domain-containing protein. The transcript has 2 exons. NCBI's taxonomy places the organism in Eukaryota, Fungi, Ascomycota, Eurotiomycetes, Eurotiales, Aspergillaceae. The coding region runs from base 135 to 599 and encodes 154 amino acids. Gene Ontology annotation, cellular component: cytoplasm. The record is from RefSeq and is a predicted model, not a curated record.
GGCAGAUACAAUAUAACUUCAUUCACUGUAGAUAAUACCACUGCAUUAUCAACUACCAUACUCCAUACCCAUACAUACACUAUACUAACCACAGCCCUAUGCAUAACAUGCAUAAAUAGCAUAACCUAAUCCACAUGGCACAACUCACUUUGUAUACACCCAACACUCCAGAAACACCACAACUCGAAAACACAACGAUGUUACGCCUCCUCCAACAACCCCUCAAAUCCAAACCCACCCCCACCCCCCUCUACACCCUCUACCUCCCCUGCACCACCAAACCCAACGCCCGCCGCCCAUUCCCAUCCAACGCCAGCGGCAUGGUCACCGGCGUGCGCGACGACGACAAAGUCGACGUGAGCGUUUCCGCGCCCGCGAGAGACGGCGAGGCGAAUACUGCUGUUAUGAGGGUUUUUGCCAAGGUAUUCAAUACAGCGCCGUCGAAUGUAGAGGUGAUUCGCGGGGAGAAGAGCCGGGAGAAGGUGCUGAGGAUUCAGGAUUUGGUGUUGGAUUUUGUUAAAAGGGAGGCAGGGGAGGGGGAGCGGAUAGAGGAGGGUUUACGGAUUGUUAGGGAGAGGCUGAGGGAGAAUUGUUUGUAGAUGUUGUACAAGUAUGUAGUAGGCGUAUGCGGUGGUAUUUUUGAUACGCGUGACAUCACCGAAAUUUUCAUCGUAUUCUCAAC